CCACGACCAUCCAAAAUGGCGCCGACAAAGCUGAUAAUGGUGGCGUCGAAGAAGUCCAUCCAAGAUUCGUUCCACGGGGCGUCCACGAGGCGUGCCUACACAACGUAUCAGAAGCAGUUCGAAGCUUUCCUUCGAAUGCACAAGGAGGGCAUUGACCCCCGAGAGGCAGGCACGGAGGAAUACACUGACUUCUUCCACCACAUGUACACCCAGGGACGAAAAGCUCGUACCAUUGACUUGGCCAAGUCAGCUCUGGUCGCAUACUUUGCUGCAGCUGGAGUGGCAUCGAACCCAGCCCAGGACUUAACCACUCGACGCUACAUUGUUGGGCUGCAGAAGUACAACAAACAGAAUAACGUCGAUGAAGAAGAGAAGGCACAUCCACUUACCGUGUACGAGCUGUCGACGCUGAUGAACUCCCUGGCGCACCUUCAUCCGUUCCUUGGGGCUAUGCUACGGCUCCUGUUGGCAGUUGGCUUCAUCGGCUGCUUCUGAAUCAGUGAGGUGCUGGCUCUACGGUGGAAUGAUGUCGAAAUCGUUGGGGACGAGAAAGGACGAUACCUUUCCGUGCGACUCCGCUGGCACAAGAAGGCAAAUGUCGAAGAGGAUAGCCAAGUAUAUCAUCUCGUGGAUGAAUCGACGUUUCCAUGCUUGCACGUUUGUGGCUUCUACGACUAAUACCUGUCCAAGGUGAGAGGCGCCGGUGUCAACAUCAACAGUAGUACCUUCGUGUUUCCGACCUUCGUCACUCAGCAGUCCGGUGUCCCAAAAGUUGAAUGGAGCCGCAGCCUCGAGCAAGUCAACUUACGUCGAAUCCUUGUCGACGUAGUUGAGAUAAC
Messenger RNA from Aphanomyces astaci, 839 nucleotides. RefSeq lists its product as hypothetical. The transcript has a single exon. The record is from RefSeq and is a predicted model, not a curated record. NCBI's taxonomy places the organism in Eukaryota, Oomycota, Saprolegniomycetes, Saprolegniales, Verrucalvaceae. Bases 16 to 495 code for a protein of 159 amino acids.